GCUGGAAUGUGUUGCCAUCACGUCAUUCGGAAUUACCCUAGAUAGAGGAUACGCCUCAGUGGCGCCUUGCCACUUGGUAGUACAGCCCCACCUGUAGGCUGCAGGGUAUAUAUGUGUACUACAGCCUAGACAAGGCUACCGUUUAAGAGCACUUCUAGAACUCCCAGGUUCAAGCGCCCAUCGCUCACAAGGCUGUUCUCAACUUUCAACCUGUGUCCUAAAUCUCAUCCAGCCAACAAUGUCUAGUAUACCUCUUUCAGGUUCCAAGUUCACUCUUGAUGCCUCUGGAGUAGCAGGGUUUUUCGGUGGUGAUGAAGCUGUUUCCGCGAUGACGAUCAUACACGUGUACCAAGGGAGAAAAUGGUUGGGAUGGUACAAUUCACCAGGAUCAUACCUUAUCGCCAAGAAGUGUAGCCAACUCGCCAACUCGCGUUUCUGGGAUGGUUCAUUCCCGGGCGUCAACACAAACGCUGCUACGCUGGGCGGGUUGGAUGGUUCGAAGGGCCCACAGUUCAAGGGUAUAGAGUCUGGGUCAAUUCUCCCCGAAACUGGUUCCCUCGCUUCUUUGAUGGCAAAAGAAUGCCAGAUGGAGCGGGGCAUUGAUGUGCCAGGCAGAAAAACUCAACCAGUUGGAGUCACAAUCGUUGACCUCCACUACAUCCCUGAUGCAACCACGACACCAAAGCAACUCACGAAAUACACCAGCGUUUUCGCCUUCAUCCCUAUGUCAGUAUCCAUCGGCACCUGCAUUGCGUCCGCUCUCUUUGAAGACUGGUACUCCUUCAGUAUGAUCCUGCUCGGAAUCGUCGCAAACGGAUUAUCAUGUCUUGUCCUCGGAUCCGGAAAUUUCACUUUCUCUCAUCCCAUCCCAGCCCCGGGAGCGCCGCGAGGUGAUGGCUUACUCCUCGCAGAUAACAAUACCAUCGUCCUACUUGGUCAAGAGGGCGCUGUCAAUUCCAUUACCCGUGGGAAAUUCUCUUUAAGCUUCGACAGUGAGACAGAAUACAGAAACAUCGGCAUAUGCUCGUCGAUCCUUACGACCCAAUGCAUCACACAGCUGCUGCUCAUACCACAGGCCACGCUCUUCGGACAGAUCAUGUUCUUAGCCUCGCUUGCAGUCUCCUUUGCAUACACCUCAUGGUUGUCAUCGUUCGACAAAUCGGAGAUCCAGAGGAGGCUGCUGGUGGAUGUAGUCCUCAAGCGCCCGCUGAUGACGAAAUAUAUGUUGGGCACGCGCACUACCAUGGCAGUCUUCGUUCUACUGGCGUUGAAUCCGUCAAAUCCAGCAAAGGUACUUGAUGAUCUCCUCCCAAACGACACCAAAGUGUGGAAGAGUUGGAAAUCAAUCAUUCUGUCAAGGCUACAGGACGGCGAAAAGAUGCAUUUUGAACCCGGCGAUUGGAAUGAUGGAAGUUUCAACGGGAGUGAGAGCACACUUCUGAAGACUCUCUUAGGGGACGCCCAGGCUGCCUAUGACGGGUAUUGCGACCACCAGAAGUUGCACUAGUUGCACGAUGAAUUGGCAUCCGCCGUCUUCGACUGCUUUUUUUGUGAUACUGAUUGUGAAAAAUUAUUAUGUUCUAGUCUUCAAUUGCUUACCAUAUCUUGUAUCCUCGCCUUCGUUCUGAGUCUCUUGCCUUUAUU
This is a messenger RNA of Suillus fuscotomentosus, 1644 nucleotides long. RefSeq lists its product as uncharacterized. NCBI's taxonomy places the organism in Eukaryota, Fungi, Basidiomycota, Agaricomycetes, Boletales, Suillaceae. Bases 239 to 1507 code for a protein of 422 amino acids. The transcript is spliced from 3 exons. The record is from RefSeq and is a predicted model, not a curated record.